AUGCAAAUUAAUUAUUGCAAAGCGAUAAGCAAGGAGUUAUCGAAGCCGGACACGAGAAGGGCAUUGAAUAUGAGGGUUAUUCAUGUUCCGGAUCAUCGCUGGAUGUUUUUCUGGGAUCUUCUGAAGUGGAUAAAAGAAAAACACCCUAAAAUUUAUGAAUUGUUCAAUAUGGAUGAUCCACCGGAAUCUGUUCAGAUCUUAAGGGAUAUGGGAAUUGAUUUCAAGGAUGGACUUCCACAAUGA
This is a messenger RNA of Trichomonas vaginalis G3, 243 nucleotides long. RefSeq names its product ribonuclease H-like family. The record is from RefSeq and is a predicted model, not a curated record. The coding region runs from base 1 to 243 and encodes 80 amino acids. NCBI's taxonomy places the organism in Eukaryota, Parabasalia, Trichomonadida, Trichomonadidae. The transcript has a single exon.